CAGCUGUUGAGUCAACGAGCGAUUGGACGGGUUGUCUUGGAGCUCAUUAUCAAUAAUGACUUGAUGCAAGGGCUGUUGUUUGGCGGUUGAGAUCUUACAAUGGUCGAGUCGGACUGGCAUCUCAUUGAGCAUGUUAUCAGUUGAUUUAUCGCUGAUCUCAUACAGAAACAAAGCUGUUUUCGAUGACUUUGUAAACGUCAACAACAACGCUUGUAUCGACAACGCUUUGAAUAGCCACGCUUCAUCAUGGCGACCGUUGUUCCAGAUCAGAUCGUAACCGACAAGGCACUCUCAAAUGAUGACACUGAAUAUGCAGCAUACGAGAAGAGUCCUAAUUUUCGACCGGUAGAACCUCUCGGAAAACCGAUUGAUGAGAAAAAGUUCUGGUUCCAGCGAACCAAAAGGAACGCUUACGAUCCAUAUGCAAUAGCUACAUUGCCUAGUGUAUUCGAUGUACCUGAGAUUGCAGACCAGUACAAGCCGCGCGAUGACUGGGAGAACAUCCACAGAUUCGAUCCGUCUGCGCGAUGGACUUGGGAGGAAGAGUUUAAAGUAAUCCGAAAGAUGGAUCUUCGCAUAAUGAGUUGGUGCAUGGUGAUGUUUAUGGCAAUGGAGCUCGACCGCGCAAAUCUCGCCCAAGCCCUGUCUGAUACCUUUCUCGUGGACAUGGGUUUCGACACCAACGUAUAUAACCUUGGCAACACAGUUUUCGCGGUCUGUUUCUUGUCCGGUGAGUUUCCAUCUCAGCUUCUCAACAAGUGGCUGGGGCCUGAUAGAUGGAUCCCGACCCAAAUACUACUGUUCUCCACCGUCUGCGCCUCUCAGUUUGCACUCAAAACAAGAGCAUCAUUCCUCAUUUGCCGAGCAUUUCUGGGCUUCCUGCAGGGUGGGUUCAUACCAGAGAUCGUUCUAUAUCUGUCGUAUUGGUACAAGCACCAUGAACUUACACUCAGAUUGAGCUUUUUCUGGACUGGGAUGUUUAUUGCUGAUAUUCUUGCUGCCAUCAUUGCGUAUGGACUAUUGCAUAUGAGUGGGGUUCAGGGUCAUGCUGGAUGGAGAUGGCUGUUCCUAAUCGAGGGAUUGAUUACCGGUACUGUUGGGUUUAUCUCAUACCUCCUAUUGUGUCCAGGUCCAACUCAGACAGCAAGUUGGUUCCGUGGAAAGCAGGGCUGGUUUACUGAAAGGGAGGAGAUUAUCAUGGUAAAUCGCCUGAUCAGAGACGAUCCAGGUAAAGGAACUAUGCACAACCGGCAACCUGUGACGUUACGAUUGAUAUGGAUGAGUCUGAAAGAUCACGACCUUUGGCCACUGUACAUCAUCGGGCUAUGUUUUAAUAUUCCAACCCUGACACCAACACAAUACUUGAUCCCAUCACUCCGGGCACUGGGGUUUAGUACCUUCGAAUCAAAUCUCCUGACGAUACCAUAUCUUGUGGUGAAGAUCAUCUUGAUGCUUGGCCUCGCGACACUUGCGGAAGUGACUGGACAGCUCGCCGCCACAGCCUCAAUCCUGCAAUUCUGGUCGCUACCAUUUCUUAUCUACCUUCGCGUCGUCGACACAACCAAGGUUUCAAAAUGGAUAACAUGGGGGAUGACAAGCUUGCUGCUCGCGGCGCCACUUGGCCAUCCAGUCCAAGUAGGCUGGGUCUCCCGAAACUCCAAUACUGUGCGCUCGAGGACAGUCGGUGCUGCCCUCUAUAACAUGUUUCUUCAUGCAGGCGUGAUUACAUCUUCCAACAUCUACAGAGCUGACGACGCUCCACUCUAUCGGCGUGGCAACAGCGUCUUGAUCGGAAUCGCUUGUCUGAAUCUUGUAUUGUACGCGCUGGCUAAAGCAUACUAUACCUGGCGUAAUCGUUGCAGGAACCAGAAGUGGUCGGCCAUGACUCCCGAGGAGAAGCUGGUCUAUCUUUCAGAAAAUAAAGACUCGGGAAAUAAGAAGCUCGAUUUUAGGUUUGCCUCUUGAUAGCAAUGGCAAUGGCAUGGGCUAUGAGCCAUCGGGGGCAUCUUAAUUGCAUCUAGCAAGGGAGAU
This is a messenger RNA of Truncatella angustata, 2031 nucleotides long. RefSeq names its product major facilitator superfamily domain-containing protein. Bases 247 to 1965 code for a protein of 572 amino acids. The record is from RefSeq and is a predicted model, not a curated record. Gene Ontology annotation, cellular component: membrane. The transcript is spliced from 14 exons. NCBI's taxonomy places the organism in Eukaryota, Fungi, Ascomycota, Sordariomycetes, Amphisphaeriales, Sporocadaceae. Gene Ontology annotation, molecular function: transmembrane transporter activity. Gene Ontology annotation, biological process: transmembrane transport.